Python bivittatus (Burmese python) is the source of this 2224-nucleotide messenger RNA. RefSeq names its product methyltransferase 6, tRNA N3-cytidine (gene METTL6). NCBI's taxonomy places the organism in Eukaryota, Metazoa, Chordata, Lepidosauria, Squamata, Pythonidae. The record is from RefSeq and is a predicted model, not a curated record.
GCCCGCCUUCUCUUCCGGGCUCGGAGCGGCGUGCAACUGGGAAAACGCUCCGCACCCGGGGAGUCGGUCGAAGGGGGCUACGCGGGCUGGAGAUACCGCAGGGCGUCCGCGUGGCUGGGGUGCAGCGAGACCCGGGAAGCCUCUGAGGUGAAAGAGGGCGGCGCGGACAGCGGGACCAGGAAGGUCUUACAGGCCCAAAACAGGUCUUGCGUGAUAUGUGAGAGGGGCAAUUAUUUAAUUAAGGAAUAAUGCAGCUCUGAAUUUGCUGUGUCCCCUAAUUAAGAUGAAUGAAUCCAAAGCUCUCCAAAGUAACUCAUCUAUUGCUCAUACGGAUGAAGUAAUAAUUGCUUGUGAAGAUGGGUCUUUCCAAAAAACAGGGCAGAAGACAAGAAUUCUAAGAGCUGAAGAAGCAAAACAACUGUCUGAAAAUCAGGUCUUAGUAUCUGAUUUCAAGCAGCAGAAACUUGAGAAAGAAGCACAAAAGAACUGGGAUCUAUUCUACAAAAGGAACAGCACCAAUUUUUUCAAGGAUAGACACUGGACAACUAGAGAGUUUGAAGAAUUAAAAGCCUGCUGUAAAUUUGCAGAUCAAAAACUGACAAUUCUUGAAGCAGGUUGUGGUGUUGGGAACUGCUUAUUUCCUCUUCUAGAAGAAGAUUUGAAUAUUUUUGCUUAUGCUUGUGACUUUUCUCCCCGAGCAGUAGAAUAUAUAAAGCAAAAUCCUCUAUAUGAUGCCAAAAGAUGCAAAGUGUUCCAGUGUGACCUGACCAAAGAUGAUCUUCUGGAAAACGUACCACUAGAGUCAGUGGAUGUGGUGAUGUUAAUAUUUGUACUUUCUGCCGUUCAUCCUGAGAAGAUGCAUUUAGUUUUGCGCAAUAUUUAUAAGGUAUUAAAACCAGGCAAAUAUGUCCUAUUCAGAGAUUAUGGUCUUCAUGACCAUGCAAUGCUGAGGUUUAAAUCUGCUUGCAAACUUGGAGAAAAUUUCUACGUACGACAAGAUGGAACCAGGUCAUACUUUUUUUCUGAUGAGUUUUUGGCAGAACUUUUCCUGUCUGUGGGAUAUGAGGAAAUGGUCAAUGAAUAUGUGUUUCGAGAAACUCUGAACAAGAAAGAAAACUUAUGUGUGCCAAGAGUUUUUCUCCAAAGCAAAUUUCGAAAGCCUCAAAAAUGAGUUUUUGCUGAUAAGCUGCUGGACAGUUGAAGUUCAAGGUUACUUUCUAAUGUUACUAUGUUUAAACCAAAUUUUACAUCCAUGAAAAUAAGCCUAGCCCUUGCCUGGUACUCCCCUUUUGAUACAGCCCUGAAGAGAGCAGAAGAUUCUGCUUCUAUUUUAGGUAUAAUUGCAUAAUUUAUGGAUUAAAUUGCCAUAUGCUGAUUUCACACAAUAAGCUAUAAAAGGAAGCAAAGCUUUCAAGUUUAUCAGCCAGGAUCACAAAACCUUUAAUUGUAUAGAUGUUCUUUCUUGGCAAGACUUUAGAAUGCUCAUUGUCAGGCAAAAUCCAGAAGUGUGGCUAGCCUUAUAUAUAAGCAGUGCAGUGAGCCACUAGCUAGCUAACUACAUCAUAGCCUAACAUGAUGUGCAUACCUAGCCAGUGAGGUUAGUUUGUGGUUCCAUUUGACCUGUAAACCCCAAAAAUUAGCCUGAGUAAACUAUGGUUGUGUUAACCCUGGAUAAGUGUACCCAUAGUUGUAUAAACCAACCAUGUCACUAAGCUUGUAGUUUAGUUUAUUGAUUAUGAAGCCACCCUUUGUGGGUUAUAAAUCUUAAAUUGUGGUUUGAUAUGUUGUGCAAUCCCAGCUAAUUGUGGUUCACUUAAUUCAUGGAUAAAUAAACUAUACCUUACCAUAAUGUAUGAACCCAGCUAAUGUGAAAUAGGCACAUUGGAAUCCAGAAUGAUGACAUCCCUGAAAGAUAGCCAUACACAUGCAUAUACUUUGCUGAUACACUUUAAAAUACUGUGCUGCUGGACAAAAUAUUGUCCAAAAGAUGUACAAGUAGUCCUCAGGUUACAACCACUCAUUCAGCAACCAUUCAAACCUGCAAUGGCAUUGAACGAGGGGGACUUACAAUAAGUCUUCAGAGUUCUGGCUGUCAUGGUGUCCCCACGGUCAUGUGACCGCAAUCUGGGCUCUUGGCACCUGGCUCACGAUUACAAUGUUGCAACAAGCUGUGGUCACAUGAUUGCAAUUUCUGACAUUGCCUGCUGGCUUCCCACAGGCAAAG